Molecule: messenger RNA, 1653 nt
Organism: Arabidopsis arenosa
Lineage: Eukaryota; Viridiplantae; Streptophyta; Magnoliopsida; Brassicales; Brassicaceae
Source: the annotation of a GenBank genome assembly
GUUGAAGAAGAAGAGCAAUUUACAAGGGCAGGUGUAAUGACUAAAGAGAGCUCCUAUAUCUCCGUGUGAUAGUCUACAAUUAUAUCUUACUCCGAGUGAAAGCAAUGGCUUACGGUGGUCCGUCAAUGAAUCCACCGGCUUUGAGUGGCUCAGUUUCCGGGUCUGCUAAUCUGAAGCAAGUGAAAUUGGAGAGAGAAAGCGAGCUCAGGAUCGAAGUCUCUGAAGAGCCUCUCAGACUCCGUGUGGUGAACGGGACGGCUGAGAUUUUCGGCUCUGAACUGCCACCUGAGAUAUGGCGUACGUUCCCUCCUCGCAUGAAAUUUGCGGUUUUCACCUGGUAUGGAGCGACAAUUGAGAUGGAUGGUGUCACGGAAACUGACUAUACAGCAGAUGAGACACCGAUGGUCAGCUACAUUAAUGUGCACGCCAUACUAGAUGCAAGGAGACGUUUUGCCAAAGCUUCCACAUCUAAUGAUCCAGAAUCUUCUCAGGGACCUCGGGUUAUUGUAGUAGGGCCUACGGAUUCCGGGAAGAGCACAUUGACAAAGAUGCUUCUUAGUUGGGCAGCUAAACAGGGAUGGAGACCUACAUUUGUAGACCUUGAUGUUGGCCAAGGCUCGAUUACAAUACCAGGAUGUAUUGCUGCUGCCCCUAUUGAAAUGCCACUGGAUCCAGUUGAAGGGUUUCCUCUUGAUAUGGCCCUUGUGUACUACUACGGCCACGCAUCACCAAAUAUCAACGUUGAACUGUACAAAGCUCUGGUGAAAGAGCUGGCUCAAGUUCUGGAGAGACAGUUUGUCGGAAACCCUGAAUCUCGAGCUGCUGGAAUGGUGAUCAACACAAUGGGAUGGAUCGAGGGUAUUGGUUAUGAGCUGCUUCUCCACGCAAUAGACACAUUCAAUGCCUCGGUUGUACUUGUAUUGGGUCAGGAAAAACUCUUCAGCAGGCUUAAAGAUGUGCUGAGAAGUAAGAGUAAUGUCGACGUCGUGAAACUUCACAAGUCUGGUGGAGUUGUAGCCAGGGUCAAAGAGGUCCGUAAAAGAUCGAGGAAUUUUAAGAUUCAGGAAUAUUUUUAUGGUUUAUCGAAAGAACUCUCUCCAUAUGCCAAUACAUCGAGUUUCAGUGAUCUGCAAGUGUUCCGAAUUGGUGGUGGACCACAAGCGCCAAAAUCAGCUCUUCCAGCCGGGUCUACCUCGGUUUCAAAUCCGUUGCGGGUGACGCCUGUAAAUAUCGAUGAUCGGGAUCUGCUGCAUUCUGUUCUGGCUGUCUCAUACGCAGAAGAACCAGACCAGAUCAUCUCAAGCAAUGUUUCUGGGUUUGUGUAUGUGACGGAAGUUAAUAUGCAGAAGAAGAAGAUAACGUAUUUAGCACCAUCGCCUGGGACAUUACCUAGCAAGUUGUUGGUCGCUGGAUCAUUAACAUGGCUUGAGUCAGUAUGAUCAUUAACAUAGCAUGUUUUUGCUUGGAGAAUGAUGCAGCAGCUCGAUUAUGUAAUUUUAAUUACAAAUAGCAUUUUUUUCUUUUUAUAAAUGCUUAAGGUUUUCUUAUAGUUUUUGAGUUUAAAAGAUUAUUGUUGUGGAUUAGAUGGUUUUCUUUUGUAAUUUGACUUUAUGAAGUGGGAAAAAAAAUGAUAAAUAAUGUUGAUUUUUUCUA